Spodoptera litura is the source of this 6685-nucleotide messenger RNA. RefSeq lists its product as uncharacterized. NCBI's taxonomy places the organism in Eukaryota, Metazoa, Arthropoda, Insecta, Lepidoptera, Noctuidae. The record is from RefSeq and is a predicted model, not a curated record.
AGCUAUAGAAAGUCCUUUGUAUCAUGCCAAAUGUCAAUGUCAAGUCUGAAACUGUCAGAAUGCCAGGCUGACAUUUUCAAUCAUUUCAAAAUUAUAGAUCGAGCACAGUGGCGAUAAAUUCAAAUUUAUUUUAUUAUCAAAUAAUCGUACAUAAAAAUGAGUUUGCAGACAAUAAUUCUAAUUCUGUUAUGCAUUUGUAGCAUCUGUAACAGUGACAUACAAAUAGGACCAGAUCCUUGGAACUAUGAAGUUGUGCAAAGAUCAGAAGAAACUGAUUUACCACCAGAUCUUAGAACACCUAUAAAGAAAGAAAGGCAUGCCGAAUCUAAAUUUGGCUUUGGAGAAUGGUGGUUUAAGAGAUUACUCGCCAUUAUGCUGAAAAAUGGACAAUUCAAGAAAAAUGAAGAGGGCAGUGUCGAUAUCUCUCUUCAAAUGAGGUUUGAGCCUGAGAGAUGGCAAGUAUUAGACGAGUAUUUAAAAUCUGAAUCUCCAUUAUCCGAUGAUAAGUUCAGGCGCACUAUAGGAUUUGUUGAAGAAGCUAUUUAUAAGCCAACUAUUACUGAUAAAAUUGUAAUGGCAUGGAGUGAUUAUAUUCAAGUAUAUCUAAUGGAAUAUAAGACAUAUAUUACUCUGCUGCUGGGUCUACUAGCUGCAGUUGGAGUAGUGUUGUGGCUCUGGAAACACAUGUCUCACAAACAUGUUGUCAGCAUUAUAUUAGCCCUCUUAUAUGUCUAUGAAGUUUUUAUAUCUUAUAAAGAAGCUGAACAACAAGAGUAUGAGAAAUUCGUGUCUGCUAUCAAUGCUUGCAAAUGGUACUUUUGGACCACCGAGUGCACAGUACCACCACCAGAUCCACUAUUGUUCAUGAAACACAUGAAUCCACUAAAAAUAGCAAUCAGAAUGUUCACAUCCUUUAUAUCUGAACCUAUUGUUGCUAUUAACUCUACCAUAAAGAUCAUGCUCCAUAGUGUUACAGAUGGACUUAUGUUCCCAUUUGAUAAAAUAGUAUAUGGAUUUUUAAUCUUAAUUGUCAACAUAUCAUUGAUAUAUCUUCUUGUGAUGGUUGUGUUCAAUUUUAUAUUCAAUAUUCCAUUCAAAUUGAACUUCCUUGGAGUUGUUAGUGUUGGUGUUAGACAAAAUAGGACGUCAUUGUUUUCUACAAACAGAAAUGAACAGGGAGAAAUACGUAAUAAUGAUGCAGAUAGAAUAAGUGGUGAUAGAUUAGACAGACUUUUAAAUGUUUGCUCCCUUGCUUUGACAAACAUUAACAAUGUACCAAAUAGAGCCAAUUUAAAUUCAAUGAACAACAAUGUUCCGAUGUUACGAAGGUCAGCAAGCACUGGGCGUCUACCUAACUCUUCAUCAGACAGUAACGAUCAAUUGGCCAUAAACAGCAACUUUAGGAGAAGACCAAAUGUUGGCAGGGGUGAUGGGGAUCAUUAAUUUUCAUGCAUUGUUUUUAAUAUGAGACUUUUUUAAUGUUAACAUGCUUUUAUUUGUGUAUAUUUUACGCUUGUGAAUACAAAUAAUUGAUAUUAUUUAAUAAUAACUGUAAAUCCUUUGUUAUAAAAAGAAUAGCAAUUAUUUGUAUUGAUUGACUUUCUGUGAUAAUAAAGUAUAACAUUAAUUUUAGGCCAUCAAUUACCUAAUUCCACUUAGGCUCGAAACUGCGUCGCACCGGGCUCCAAACGCGGACGUCCGCUUAACGCAAUUUCAGCCCCUUAAUCUAGCAAAUAAUUCUAUCAUGUACUUAUGUAGUAAGAAUUUUAUUUCCAAUAUAUUAUAUUAUUAUUAUAGUCUAAACUAUAUCCUUACUCUUUCAUGUUGUAUAGAUGUAGUGAAUGCAGUUUAAGUGUGCAGGAUAUUUGAGUUUACUGGACUAACAGACAAUGGAUUUAGGAAUAUAUUCACAAAAUUCUACACUAUAAAAAGAUAUACAUAUAUAGAAUUUCUAUUCAUUUCCAUUUAUUGACGCGCAUGCAUAUGAUGCGUAAUAGAAAUUCUGAAUAAAUAUUGUAUUCUAUUUAUUUUAUAUUAUAUCUUUACACACUUUUAUUAAUGAUAUAAACGAAUAUAAUGUUAAUGCUUAGUCCAUAUAUUCUUUACGUGUGUAGUUAUAGUAGAUGAAUGAAUCAUUUGUGGCCUUGGAUAUUUUAUAUUUUUACGAAUUAAUAUUUAUAAAACACUGAUAUUAAUCCAAUGUAAUCUAACGCUUAAUGUAACAUUGUUAUCUAAACCCUAGGUUGUACUUGUAAAGAAAAAUAUUGCGUUGAAGUUGUUUUUUUUUACAUUUUUGUACUUUUAUGUGUCUAAAGAAAUAAAACCAAAACAUACUUUUCAUAUUUUAUUUUCGUGAUGCCUUAGUGAGAAGUGUUACAAACAAGAUCAAUUUAAUACAUAAUUGGGAACAUAUAAGCAUAAAUAAUUAUUUACGGUAUUAUGAAGAUUUAAGCAAAUUCUAGUCUUGAUUUUAAAUAGACGCUUACACCUACACUGCUAUUGGUCAACAAACAUUCGCAACCUCGGUAUACAUAACAUUGGAAAAAAAAACAAUAAUUAUAUACAAUACAACUACAACAUACGACCUCCAUCAAGACAGGUCAGAUUGCUUACAACAUUAUCAACAAAGUCUGACCCACCCUGAGCAAACAUUAACCGUGAUCAAACGAGGCGCCUCUACCCAACUACCCUAUUAGUAAUGCAACCAGGUAAAUAUUAAUUAGGUAACUCUUAUAGAUGGACGACUAGAAAAAAUUACUCUACUAAUAAUUUGUUUUUUAAGAAAUCGUCAAAUGUUUGUUCGAGUUAAACAGCAGAACAAAAGCUUCAACUAAGUUCUUAGUAGUCGUUAAUAUUUCUAGUAAAUUUUUGGAUCUCUAUAAUUUUAUAUAUAUAAAACUGUUAAGAUUGCAAAAGGAUGCUGAUAAUUAUCCUAUUACCUACUUCCUAUAUUAUUAUUGCCGUGUCAUACAUUGGGCACCAUUUUCGAAGAUAUUAAGGAAAAGAGCAGAGAAGAUAGUUAUGAUGUGAUUAGAAACGGAAUGUAAAGUUCGCAGUAAAUAUAAUGUAGAAACUUGUAUAUAAAAAAAAUCUAUAAUAUUAUAAUCCGAUAUUACGUCAUCCUAAUUUAAAGCGUGUGCUAUUAUAUUAUAAUGACCUCUUUGAUCAUAAAUUAAUCAUCGAGUCUCCUAUACAGUACCAACUGGAUGAAUCGACUCACAUUUUUGACUCGUUCACACUAUGCACCUUUACAAUAUAAAACACUAUUUCUGAUUAUAUUUAAUGUUGAUCCUUCGUUGAUUAUAGAAUUCCUCUAAAAUCUAGCUACCAGAACUACAACUCCUAGAUCCAUACUCGUGCUAUAUAAAAGUAAUUAUUUAUCGUAAGAGAGGAUGAGAUACUGUAUCAAUUAGCCAGAAUAUAAAUAGGUACAGGAUAUAGACUGCUAACCGGGGCGCUAUGACGCCAUCCGAUAGGGAGGAGUAUAUAAAACAUCUUUCCUUUGUUUUGUAUUUGUACUGUAAUUGCAAUUUAAAAAAAAUUAAGCGACAGUGAUUCGAUUUACACGCGCGAAUUAAAGAAUAAAAAUCCGUGGACAUAAGCCAAAACGCUACGUUGUUAUACAGGUAAAACUCGUCGAUUUAUUGAACGCUGUAAAAUGUCGAAGAUAAAAUUGGAUGUGAAUAGUGCAUAUAUGAAUCAAUUUUAGAUUAACUUACAGAAAUGUUGUUUAAACUGCAUCAGCUAAAAAUAAAAUACGGAAACAUGAAAGACAAAUGUUUCAAUCAAACCAACAUAAUUAUUGCUUCUACUUUGUUAAGAGAUUGUAGUUAGUUACUGAUAGAACAUUAGUUUUGUUAUGUAGUUGUAAUAAAUCGGUAGAUUGUUAAUAAAUAACAAAUACAAAAAAUAAGUUAAAGAUAGAAAUGUUAGCUUAGAUUGUGUUUGCUGUUAGCUUACUGCAGUUUAGACGAUUCUGAAUGGGAUAAAGUAGCAAGACAAGACUCCCGAAGUUUAGACAUAUAGAAUGCACAUACAAAUGUAAAGAAAUAAGGAUAGACGGAAAUACGAAGAGUAUAAAAAGAUAGAAUACAACUACUACACUGUUAACUUACGUCAAUCAACAUGAAACAACUUUGGUCCAGCUAUAACAAUUCAGUGUUUAACAAUUUUAUCUCUAUAAAUACAAUAUUUUAUAGAUUCUGCCAAUAAGCAAAUAUUCAUAAUUAAAACGUGCAAAUACAUUAUCAACUUAUGUGCAUAAUAUUCAAAUGUUUUUAGAAAUUAUUAUAUUAAACGGAAUGUAAAUAUUAAUUAUAAUCUUAAAUAGUACUGAUAUCGAAACAAUCAAGUCUGCCGAUCAAUUUACCCCUCACGGUAUAGUAACAAUUUUCAUUCAUUUAAAAAAAUAUUUGGCAUGAAAUUAAAACAUUUUACAUAAAAAAAAAUAUUAAAUAGCCUAUUUAUGACAUGACUGACUGUAAACCGUACCUAAGAGUGGAGCUACACUUGGAAUUUUCUGUUUGAUUAACUGGAUACUUGUUUUAGCCACCAGUCGCUGACGGUAGACGCAGACCCUCAGCCUAGAACGCUAUCUGAAGUCUAUGCGAAAAUUGUUAUUGCAGUCAGGCACGAUUCAGGAACUACGCGUGCUUGAAAUUCUUUACUUUUAUUUUCAAACUAGCUAUGAACACUACACAUUUUCCUGAAGUGGUUAUGUAUGGUAAAAAUAGAAUGGAACGUAAGUGUAGCUUCACACAGGUUUCAGUUAUACCAGCACUGCAUUUUAACCACUUAACACUUCAUAUUAUGCAUACAGAAUAUUUAAAAAUAUAUUAAAUUUGUACAGUGAUAAUCGACUAAAUACUUAUAUUUCAUGGACAAAUCUAUAUAACUGGAUAUGUGAGUGAUAUUAAAUAAAGUGCAUUAUAUAACUAGCGACAGCUACGUUUAAAUAUUAUAAAUUCUAGAUAAAUGUUUAACCAUGAACAAUAUAUAACAAAUAAUUUUCGAACCUAAAAUCGAUAAUGUCAUCGCGAGAUGAUUAUUCCUGGUUGCUACAGUACCUACUUAAGUAUAAGUACCUAUAUAUUGUCGAAUAUUUUUAAUACAGUGCUUAAUAUUAUUUUUCAUUUAAUCAUAGUCCUGUCAUAGUUGAACAUGAGUUUCAUUCUAGCAAAUAAGAUUAUUUCUAAUAGCAUACUGAGUACACUAUGUAUGUACCUACCUCAGCUCUAAUUAAAGUCAAUGGUUGGCCGGUAUGUUUUUAUUAGGCAAGUGCAUCUGAACUUUUCUUUCCAAGAAAUGUUCAACAUAGGUUACCAUGACUUGUGCUUAAGAAUAUAUAACUAACCAGGUGUUGUAUAUUCCACCUCCAUUUGACUCUGACAAAUAUCAAAAGUCUAAGGUAAUACCUGUCUAUUAUAAUAUUAUUAUUGUACUUUAAAUUUCAUAUCUGAGUAGGCUACUACUUCAUUACUUGAUAUAAGAGUUCUAUUUUAAUAGGCCUCUGGCUAUGGCCUAUGGCUCUCUGGUUUCUCUCUAGACCACUAGUCCUAAGCACUACCUGCAGGCUUACUCUUGAAACUAAUCUCAAUGCCAAUUUUAAUCCAAUAAAAUCUCAAUAAUUAUUCAAUAUCCACUCCAUACAAUGCAAUGUGACACUAGUGUUUAACUUUAGAGUAUAAGACAUCACAAUAUCAAUAUCGAUCAGUAGGAAAUAGAUUCAAGAGUAAGCCCCCAGGUAUCUCUAGACACCCCAGUUGGCGACUGGUCGUACGACUAUGGUGUCAUUGCUAUCCCAAUGAAAUAGACCUCUUAUUCUCGCUGUUUCUCUACUUUCAUUCCAACAUAUUAUAGUGUUCUAAAGCUUAAUGCUUCUAGUAAUCUUCCUAAGGUAAUCUCAAGUAAAGAAUGGAGCUAUACAACCGAAAUUGCGCCGCUUUGGCAGUACUUUAAAAUAUGUCUCCAACAUCAUACAUGCAUUUAUACAUCAUUCUGACCUUGAUGUCAAUUUUUGUACAGAAUUCUACUAUUUGGCACUGACAUAACUUCUCAUAAUGACAUUACCCAUCUUUUAAUAACCAAAGUACCAAAUUAAACAUUUCUUUUUAAAUGUCACCACAUAUUUUGGAAACAAAUAAACUUGUAAAACAAAUUGUAAAUUAGACUCAAACUUGUCUUAUGGUCCUUAUCUUGUAUAUGGAAUGUUAUAAAAAAAUGAUUUUACAUAAUAAUAUAUAACUAUACUUAAAAUAUACAAUGCUUGUCACUAUAUGAAAGUGUUCCAUAGGCAAUAUUGUUUUAUAUAACAGCUCAGUAUGUAUAAUUCAAUAACAGUAAGUCCUAAAAGACUUAAUUUCGUUGUAUUUUCACACUAACAAUAUAUGGAAUAUUUCUCCCCUCUUUGUCAUGUCAGUCAAUAUUAAAUUAUUAAUAGCUAACAAUUAGCAAAAUAUGUAGGUUUUCAAUGACUUCUAAGCUCCAUCACAAUGGGAACUAAUAUUAUUUAAAAGGCAUUGUAAUUAUUAUUCUACUUCUUGCUUUUAAAUGCAAUAUGGGCAAUACUUACAUUCUAGCUUUGGUAAAUAAUGUGGUUGGGUCAUGGAUUUAAUGACUAGGAUCAAAAUGACUAGGAAUUAUUGUUAUACAAUUGGUGGGGUAAGAUAAUAUUGGAGUUUUUUAU